GGAAGCUGCUGAGGAGUCAUGUGCCCUGAGUAACAUGGCCGCUGCCCCAUGAGUGCCGCCGGUAUCUGGCGGGAGAGGGUCGCUUGAGCUGUUAGGUGGCCAGAGUCAGGUGUGCAGGAGCGGGGUCCGGGCCUGGGUUCCGAGGCGCGGCGGCAGAGCGACGCAGGCGGACCUGGGGCGGCGUGGCCCAUGAGCCGGCGCCGGGGGCAGCGCGGAGCCGUAGACUCCCCAGGCACCGGCGCGGCCCCGGCAGCCGCGGGCUAGGAGUCGCGAGGCUUCUCGAGCUACCCACCAUGAACCCCGAGAAGGACUUCGCGCCGCUCACGCCAAACAUCGUUCGCGCCCUCAAUGACAAGCUGUACGAAAAGCGGAAGGUGGCAGCGCUGGAGAUCGAGAAGCUGGUCCGGGAGUUCGUGGCCCAGAACAAUACCAUGCAAAUCAAGCAUGUGAUCCAGACCCUGUCCCAGGAGUUCGCCCUGUCUCAGCACCCCCACAGCCGGAAAGGGGGCCUCAUCGGCCUGGCCGCCUGCUCCAUCGCGCUGGGCAAGGACUCAGGGCUCUACCUGAAGGAACUGAUCGAGCCGGUGCUGACCUGCUUCAACGACGCGGACAGCAGGCUGCGCUACUACGCCUGCGAGGCUCUCUACAACAUUGUCAAGGUGGCCCGAGGCGCCGUGCUGCCCCACUUCAACGUGCUCUUUGACGGGCUGAGCAAGCUGGCUGCUGACCCAGACCCCAAUGUGAAAAGCGGAUCCGAGCUCCUAGACCGCCUUUUAAAGGACAUCGUGACUGAGAGCAGCAAGUUUGACCUGGUGGGCUUCAUCCCCCUGUUGCGGGAGAGGAUCUACUCCAACAACCAGUACGCCCGACAGUUCAUCAUCUCCUGGAUCCUGGUUCUGGAGUCCGUGCCAGACAUCAACCUGCUGGACUACCUGCCCGAGAUCCUGGACGGCCUGUUCCAGAUCCUGGGCGACAACGGCAAAGAGAUUCGGAAAAUGUGUGAGGUCGUUCUUGGAGAAUUCUUGAAAGAAAUCAAGAAGAACCCCUCCAGUGUUAAGUUUGCCGAGAUGGCCAACAUCCUGGUGAUCCACUGCCAGACCACAGACGACCUCAUCCAGCUGACAGCCAUGUGCUGGAUGCGGGAGUUCAUCCAGCUGGCCGGCCGGGUGAUGCUGCCCUAUUCUUCUGGGAUCCUGACCGCCGUCUUGCCCUGCCUGGCCUACGAUGACCGCAAGAAAAGCAUCAAGGAGGUGGCCAAUGUGUGCAACCAGAGUCUGAUGAAGCUGGUCACCCCUGAGGACGAUGAGCCGGACGAGCCGAAGCCAGCGCUCCAGAGGCAGGCAGAACCCCACCCCGAUGACACCCUGGCGAAACAGGAAGGAGCAGGCAAUGGAGGUCCAGAUGGUUCUUGUGACUCCAGCUUCGGUAGCGGCAUCAGUGUCUUCACUCCGGCCAGCACCGAAAGAGCCCCAGUGACCCUGCACCUCGAUGGGAUUGUGCAGGUCCUAAACUGCCACCUCAGUGACAUGACCAUCGGGAUGAUGACCAGGAUUGCUGUUCUGAAGUGGCUCUACCACCUCUACAUCAAGACUCCUCGGAAGAUGUUCCGGCACACGGACAGCCUCUUCCCCAUCCUACUGCAGACGUUAUCAGAUGAGUCGGACGAGGUUGUCCUGAAGGAUCUGGAGGUGUUGGCAGAAAUUGCUUCCUCCCCUGCAGGCCAGACGGAUGACACAGACCCCCUUGAUGGCCCUGACCUCCGGCUCAGCCACUCAGAGCUCCAGGUGCCCACCCCCGGCAGAGCCGGCCCGCCCAUCACUCCCGGUACCAAAGGCUUAGAAUGUUCUCCUUCCACUCCCACCAUGAACUCCUACUUUUAUAAGUUCAUGAUCAACCUGCUCAAGAGGUUCAGCAGCGAACGGAAGCUCCUGGAGGUCAGAGGCCCCUUCAUCAUCAGGCAGCUCUGCCUCCUGCUCAACGCGGAGAACAUCUUCCACUCGAUGGCCGACAUCCUGCUGCGGGAGGAGGACCUCAAGUUCGCGUCCACCAUGGUGCACGCCCUCAAUACCAUCCUGCUCACCUCCACCGAGCUCUUCCAGCUGCGGAACCAGCUCAAGGACCUGAAGACUCUGGAGAGCCAGAACCUGUUCUGCUGCCUGUACCGCUCCUGGUGCCACAACCCGGUCACCACGGUGUCCCUCUGCUUCCUCACCCAGAACUACCAGCACGCCUACGACCUCAUCCAGAAGUUCGGGGACCUGGAGGUCACUGUGGACUUCCUCACAGAAGUGGACAAGCUGGUGCAGCUGAUUGAGUGCCCCAUCUUCACAUAUCUGCGCCUGCAGCUGCUGGAUGUGAAGAACAACCCCUACCUGAUCAAGGCGCUGUACGGGCUGCUCAUGCUGCUGCCCCAGAGCAGCGCCUUCCAGCUGCUCUCGCACCGGCUGCAGUGCGUGCCUAACCCCGAGCUGCUGCAGACCGAGUCGCCAUGGAAACGAGCAGAGCCACUGAGAAGAUUUACGCUGAAUGGAGCGCGCCCAGCUUGCAUCAGAUGCCCUGUGUGUCUAGAAUUCCCUCCCAGGCCGUUAGAGCCGCUCAGCAGGCCUGGCGCCUGGGCCUCAGGCGUUUGCCCUCAGGGCGGACGCAGGCAGCCCUCAGCUGGGCCCGCCCGGCACUCACGGCCCCUGAAGGGAGCCCGUGUGCCCUCCACACCAGUGGGCUUUGCUCCUGCCACCCUGCCCACCUGGCCUGGCCCCCUGAGGCACCUGUUGGUUGUCAGCCCCAGGCCGGCUAGAGAGGCUGAGCCCCAGCAGGUGUGGCCCCCACCGAGGCCCAGCGCCUGCCUUCCCUGCCCCUCUCUCCGGACGGCAGUGCUCCAGGUGGCAGGACUGGGCUUUGUGCCGCCGCCGUCCCAGCUGCUCAGGGUGCCACCCAGAGCCGGUCUGAAGGCAGCCCCCAAGUCGCAGAAGGCCGACACCCCCAGCAUCGACUACGCAGAGCUGCUGCAGCACUUUGAGAAGGUCCAGAACAAACACCUGGAAGUGAGGCACCAGCGGACUGGGCGUGGGGACCCCCUGGACCGGAGGGUCGUCCUCUGACAGUGCUGGCAUGGAAAAGGACCCAACGAGUGGUCCCAUGAAGCACUCAGGGUCUUCAGGACCCCCCAACCCCAGGAGCCUGAGGACCUGCCUCUCAGGGCCAAGGCUGGGCCUGACCACCAGCCCAGGGUGGGGGUGGGGGGCGGCCAGAGGCUGUUCUGUCCACCCAAGCUCCUCUCAGGGCCCAGGCCCCCAGUGCCAUCAGCUGCACCCUGGCACUCAGAGCUGGCUGCCCACCCGGUGGGGUGGGAGGGGCACAGCCUCAGAUGCCACCCAUCCCCUGGAAUCAGUCUUUUUCUGAUACUCUUCUUGGAAAAAGGUCUUGAACUCCCCAGCCCAGCAGAGCUCUGGCCUUGUGUGUAUAUGUGUAUACAUAUGUGAACAUGUGUGUGUACAUACGUGUGUACAUACUUGUAUGCACAUAGGGACCAGCACAAAGAUCUCCACUGAAUGAUGCACCCCACCCCACCCCAAUAAAGGAAUAACAGAAAACCCUUAA
This is a messenger RNA of Microcebus murinus (gray mouse lemur), 3597 nucleotides long. Lineage: Eukaryota; Metazoa; Chordata; Mammalia; Primates; Cheirogaleidae. The record is from RefSeq and is a predicted model, not a curated record.